Messenger RNA from Poecilia reticulata (guppy), 2698 nucleotides. RefSeq names its product olfactory receptor 52J3-like. Gene Ontology annotation, cellular component: membrane. NCBI's taxonomy places the organism in Eukaryota, Metazoa, Chordata, Actinopteri, Cyprinodontiformes, Poeciliidae. The record is from RefSeq and is a predicted model, not a curated record. Gene Ontology annotation, biological process: detection of chemical stimulus involved in sensory perception of smell; G protein-coupled receptor signaling pathway. Gene Ontology annotation, molecular function: G protein-coupled receptor activity; olfactory receptor activity; odorant binding.
UUUGUAAAUCACUUUUUAUAUGUGAGAGCAUAUAAAAAGUCUAACAUCUGUUUUUAUUAGCAGAGAGACAUUUUCUAAUUUUUUGAGUGUGUUGUGGGCUACAAUUUUUUCAGCAAUGCUUGCUGUAUUAGCCAAUAGGCUGUGUAAAAGUGUAAAAGUUGCUGAAUUUUUAUACUUCCAAUAACAAGAAAAUUAAGACGAAUGCAGAAGCCUGGUUAAAAAAUGAGAAAUGCUUUUUGCUGUACCUAAAAUGUUGUUGCUUUAAGAAAAUGUUAUUUGUCUGUGAAAAGAUGGAAAGAAAAGUGUCCAUCUGAAUCAAACACUUGUGCUUGCAGGUCAGAUUUGCAUCUUUCUAGAAUUGAGGGCCACUCAUAAUCCUUUAGAGGGCCUCACUUUGGACGCUGCAAUAAUCUGCUGUAAAGUAAAAGAGACAGCGCAAGAAAUACACGGUGGUCCAGAAGGAGUGAAUGCUGUAAUCUGCAGGGAUUCAUUAGAAAGCUUUUUAAACUAAUUUUAGCAGUGCAUUAUUCUUAAUGCACUAUUUGAUAACUAGGAUUAAUUGGAAUGUAUGUGUGUUUGAACUGAAAUUGCAUUUGUUGUUAAGUCCCUCAAGAUGACAUUUGUUGUGAAUUGGUGAUACAUAAAGAAAUUGAACUGAAUUGUCCAUUUCAGAGUCAAGCCACGCUGAGUACAUGCUGGUGGAAAGGAGCAAAAAUUGUCAGCUUUGCUUGUUUGGUCUACAAGCAGCUUUCUGUUUGCAAGGCAGACAGGUUUAACUUUGAAAGUUUCCCACUUGCAACUCUGACUUCAGAAGACUGGUUCUGAAGAAACUUGUACAUUUAAGCAUAAACUACAUCCUAUAUUACAUCAUGUAGAACCGAUGUAGAUUUGUGCUUCUGCUGUUUAAAAAAUGUCUACCAGACUGAAGAUACAUGAAAAGAUGUUUGCUGAGGUAAUCCUUGUUCUAAGAAGUUGGAGAAGUGCUGAUCUAAAGCCUUUCAAUUGUUAUGUUACUGUUUAUCCUGCAAGGCCCCUGAUAAUCCCUGAGGUAAAUAGUGAUGGAAACGAGGAAGUGAGAAACAAUAAAACAAGCGAUGCACGGCAGUCAUUACCAGUCCAACCUGCCAUUUAGUGAAACAUGAAGUGUGUUAACUGUUACUUCUCCAAAUUCUGGCUUGAUUUCAAAUAAUGGGUAUAAACGAUUGUUUUCUAUCUCGAUCAAUCUUAUUAAAAUGGAAAACAGCUCAUUUGGAAUCAAUUCUCCACUAACACUGGAGACGUUUUUUAUUCCACCUGGAGGAAAGUAUCCAAUAUUUUUGUUUGGUCUAGCCGUUUACUUGUUUGGAAUGUCAUGCAACCUGACUCUGAUAUCUUUGAUUAUUCUGAAGAAAAACCUUCACAAGCCCAUGUAUUUUAUCCUGAUUAGUCUGCCGGUGAAUGAUCUAAUAGGAAUAACUGCCAUGCUUCCAAAAGUACUUUCAAAUAUUGUUACAGAGACUCGGGAAGUUUCCUAUCCGCUCUGUGUUCUACAAGCUUUUCUUCUGCACAUGUGCGCCGGUGGAAUUCUGUUUGUUCUUGCAGCAAUGGCGUUUGAUCGCUACAUUGCCAUCUGUAUGCCAUUACGCUACAGCUCUGUCAUGACUCCAAGGAUUGUUGCUCUUAUUAUUUUCCUGGUUUGGAGUUCUGACUUUGUCUGUAUCCUGUCACUAUUUUCUCUCCAGUCAGGGCUGCCCAGGUGCAGAUCUGUAAUACUGAGCGUGUUUUGUGACAACCAGUCUCUCCUGAAGCUCACGUGUGGGAACUUAAUCCUCAGCAACAUAAUUGGGCUAUUUAUCACAGUUUUCAUACAAGUUUUAAGUAUGUCUAUUCAGGCCUAUUCUUACUUUAAAAUUCUGGUUGCAUGUCUGAGUAGGAAGCAAUCUGAUGCAAAGGCGAAAGCAGUGAACACGUGUGUUGCACAGGUGGUUAUUCUUGUCAUGUUUGAGAUAGCAGGAACUUUCACUGUGUUAUCGCACAGGUUCCAAAAUAUUUCCCCUGACUUACAAAAGGUAAUGGGGAUGCUAAUGUUUAUUUUGCCUCCACUUAUUAACCCUAUUGUGUAUGGCCUCUAUACCAGCGAAAUACGCAGAACCUUCCUGAGUGUCUUCAAGAGCAGAAUAUCUUCCUGAAUUUCACUCAGAUCCUGGAGAACUUUUAUUUACUAAUCUUGUAUCACAAAUAGUCACAAAUUUAACAAGGCAGAAAUCUAAACCUACAUUGUGCUGAAAAACAAUCAGAAACCUGAUGUGAAUGAUCCAUAACAAAUCUGUAGUUUAUGUUUUUAUGAAUCCAUAAUAAAAACGCUGUUUUUAUUACCGUGUAUGAAAAGUUGUUUUCAUUUUACUCUUGUUUGGAGAAGGUAUUUCAUGGGAAGCGUCAUGUUUUUUCAAUCAAAAUUUCGUGCGGUUUAUUAUGUUUGCAAUUUUCAAUCCUGAUAUGAUACUAUGAGCAAAAGUUUAUUUUAUAGAACUGGAAACAAUGGUGACCUGUAAAAUGUUGUUGUUCUUUUAGUUACAUGUAAGACUUUUUUUUAUGACUGUGUAAAUUAUGAGUGGUUUUGUCCAUAAUUUAACAUGUAAGACCUUUGAAAUUAUUAUAUGCAAAACAUCUAAAAUGAACUAAUCCCAAAUACAAUUUUUCAAUGUUUUUUGAACCAUUU